AUGUCAAACCUGCGCAAAGUUUCGAAAGUCGGGAAGGAGCUCUUGGGUUUUGGAUCUCAACCACCAAACAACUCAACAGGAACGCUGGCCGUGCAAACUGAUUCCGAGGUCCUGGCGCUCUGGCUUGGCACAGCGGAAGCUGGUCCAGAGCAGCCGACACCCCUGUCGGAGAAGUCGACAGCUCUGAAGAAGGUUACGCAGCUUCUGACAGAGCUCACUUCACAGCUCAAGGAGGACAAGGAGGCAGAUCAGAAGCAGUUCUCCGAGUAUGAGAAGUUGACCAAGGCAAGUAUUACCUCAGCCACUGCCACGGUGGAGCAAUGCACGACGCAAGUUGCUGAAUUGAAGGCGAGCAUCGUCACGGCGGAAGCUCUGCAGGCUGAAAAGAAGAGUCUCCUGGAAACGGCUGCCUCCAACCUGCUUCAGUCGCAGAAGGAGCUGGAGCUGGCGAAGCAGCAGCGGUUCACUGAGAAGGAGACCUUUGUCAAGAACGCGGCGCAGCUGCAGAAGAGCACCGACAACUUGAACCUUGCCUUGCAGACCGUGAAGAGCAUGUCUGAAGGUGCAGGUGCAUCCGGCCUCUUGCAAAGCUCGGGAAAGAAGAAAGCCCGUCUGCCCAGAGAGCGGCUGCUAGCAGCGACCUCGCAGCUCCAGACGGCGCUGAGUGCGGGUGCAGAUGAGUUGCUGACUGCAAAUCAGCAACACUUCCUGUCCCGCCUUCUGACCGUGGCCGGCCGAUCACGAAAGGCGCAGACGCCGCCCGCUGCUCUGGGCUUUCUGCAGAUGGCGAGUGAUCGGAAAGCAGCGAAUGAUGGCUCCGUGGACGAGGAGUUGGACGGCGAUGAGGCUCCGGCCAUUGGUGACCUGUCAGAGACUCUGAAACAGGUGAAAGCCGAGACCGAGACGGAGCUCGCUGCCACGCAAGUGGCGGAAGAGAAGUCUCGAAAGAACUUCGCAGAGCUCACAAAGACUCUGGAAGAGGAGGUGGCGACUCGCCAGGCUGCAGUGGAUGAGGUCAAGGCAUCGAUCUCCACCUCUGAGGAGGCUGCUGGCAAAGCAAAGAGCGACCUGCUCUCCGUGAACAGGCGCCUGUCCUCCACGAAACAGCAGCUUGCAGAGCUGCAAGUCGACCUCAAGGAUAAGAGCAAGGACUUCACUACACGAGGGAAGUCCCGAGAUGCAGAGGCUGAGGUGGUCGCAGAGGCACUUGCGAUCCUGACGAAGAGCAGCAGCAGCGGUGCUACCGUCGAGGAAAGUGCGAAGACCGUCGCAAACUUCUUGCAGUUGUCUUCGGAGGCCUGGGGCUCGCAUCGGUCGCGAGAGCUGAGCAGGCGAAAAGUGGCCCGGCUCUUGGAGUCGGCUGCCAGCCCUGGCCUGGCCGCAUUGCUUCUCCAGUCUCAGGAGGGCGGCAGGAGAGACGUCUUCAAGAAAGUCAAGGCGCUGAUCCACGAAAUGCUCGCGAAGAUGAACGAGCAGCAGGCGCAGGAUGCACGGCGGGACAGUUGGUGUCAGACGGAGUUGUCCAACACCAACAAUGCCAAGGCCAGCAAAGCCACGCGUGCAGACAAGCUGAAGACCAAGAUGCUCGCGGUCAGCGCCGAGUUGUCCUCUUUGAAGUCGGAGAUCGAGACAAGUGCAAAGGAGAUCGAUGACAUGAAGGCCUCCCUGGGAAAAGCCGAGAGCCAGCGGGCCAAGGAAAGCGCCAAGGCGAAAGCCGACGUCGUCAUGUACGAAGAGGAUCAGCGGGUCCUGAGGGAGGCCAUCCUUGUGCUUCAGCGCGUCUAUGGGGACACGGCCGUCAAGGCCGACAAAAGCGGCUACAAGGCCAAAGCCACAGGCUCCGGGGUCGUCGGCCUCUUGCAGGUGUCCUUGGAAAACUUCGCAGACCUGGCGGAGGAGACGUCGAAGGGAGAGAAGGAAGCCAAGGCGGACUUCCAGGAGCUCAAGACUACUACGGAGGUUCGACUGGCGACCUUCGUCAAGGACACAGAGUACAAGAAGCAGACCAUCACGAAGCUUGAGUCGGAGCUCGUGAGGGCACACGAAGACCUGGCCAGCUAUCAGAAGGAGAUCAAGGCGCUGAGCACCUACUUGGAGGAGCUCGCGACAUCGUGCUCCGUGAAGGGCCUCAGCUUCGAGGAGCGCAAGGCGAAGCGCGAGGAGCAGCUCGCAUCACUCAAGGAGGCCCUGCGCGUCCUGCAGUCUGAAGACUGA
Molecule: messenger RNA, 2214 nt
Organism: Symbiodinium sp. CCMP2456
Lineage: Eukaryota; Dinophyceae; Suessiales; Symbiodiniaceae
Source: the annotation of a GenBank genome assembly